CACACACACACAGGGGUUUUUUCUCCUCUUCUGAUGCGCUCCAGGAGGCAGAGAGCUAUGGAGGAGAGGAUGUGCCACAGACUGAAGCCACCGAGCGGCAUAAGUGUCAAAAGAAGAAGAAACAAGCCUGGACCCUCGAGUCCAAACGUAAUCUGGAGGUUUAUAUAAUGAUAAUAAGCGAAUAUAGUCUGAAAAUCAAAUAAUUUCGUCUCAAUUAUCUACUGUAUAGACCUAAUGGACCGUAGACAUUAAAUAACUGAUAUCUUGACAUUUUUAUUCAAUUCCCCCCACAAACUAAAUUGGUUUAAGUAUUUUGGUAAAUGUUUUAGAAUACAAAUCAUCUAGAUUCUAACUCUCGCAGGUUAGGACAAGCCCAGUCUCAGGUAAAUGGGCGCGUUAAUGGGUCAUCAGGGAUCAAACAGACACCUAUUAGCCGGACAGUCGUUAAGAGGUGUUUGACACAUCAAAGGCACGCGUUUGACAAUAUCCAAGAAAGGUGGAGUGCAGUAAGGGGGGGUCGUUUAGUGUCUGUCAAGCAAAGUAUAAAAACCUCCAGCAGACUCCUGCUUGUUCACCAGUGUGGACGUAAGAGACGCAUCUCGGACAGACAGACCUGAAGAAAACUGAACUAAAAUAAUGGCUUUCGGGUUGGAUUUUAUUGGCAGUAAUGUUUCUGAGAUGAACACGUUUUACUCGGGACAUUACUGGUCCGCUCCGUGCCUGGACAUGAACAAUAACGACGAUAUUUACGCACAGGACGCAAGCAGAGUCCAUCAGGAUGCUCCUCAUAGGACGCGCCGGGACACCCUGCGUCGCCGGAAGCGCACUACUUUCAGCAAGGCGCAGCUGAGCGAACUGGAGAGGGUCUUCUCUGUCACACAGUACCCGGACAUUAAGAUGAAGGAGUCCCUCGCCUCUAUAACUGGUCUACCAGAGUCUAAAAUCCAGGUCUGGUUUCAGAAUCGACGCGCACGCUACUUCAAGAGCAAGAAAUCAACCAGAGAGGUCCCCAAAGCCUCCCUGGACUACUUUCAUUCUCAGUUCACCUACUCUCCAACUAGUCCACCAUUCCUCCAGCUGGCUCCAGCUUUCCCCCCUACUCCAAGCCCCCCGUCUGCACCAGGCUACCCCGCUCCAAGUUUACCCCAGUCCACCAGACUCUCCACCAUCCUGGGGAGCCAGGCCACUGCCGUGUCCCUGCCGUCACCCACGUCCCCCGCCACCGCCGACCAGGCUCCAUCCUGCUCCCCGCACGGUUUCCCAGGAGUCCCCCAAGACUGCUACUACCAAACCCCAGACUUCACUGGUUGCUGCCAGGAUGCGUUUCAUCCCAGCGGGUUCAGUGAGUGGGAUGUAACGGAGGAGUUUGAGGCUUUCCUCGGGGAUGGACAGGGGUCUCAGCCUGUGGGUAGCCACUGUGCUGCAGUCGGUCACACAGCAGCACCAAAGGAGGGCGUCCAGGAUCAGCUGGACCACCAGGGCUUCUCCAGCAUGAGCGAGACCAUGGACGACCUGUCCGACCUGUGCUUUCACGACCUGGACGACUUCAAUCUCUCAGAAUUGGAAAUUUCUGCGGCAAUGAUUGAUUAUCUGUUGGGUUAACUGAUAAAACAAGAGAGGUAUUUGGACGAAGACGGCAUAUUUAAGACUGUGGAGGGUUAGUGUAAAUAGGCUUUGCAAGUAUUUAUGGUGAGAAUCUCACGUGUUCUCAUGUGAGUUAAAUGUAGGCUAAUAGAACU
Molecule: messenger RNA, 1739 nt
Organism: Thunnus maccoyii (southern bluefin tuna)
Lineage: Eukaryota; Metazoa; Chordata; Actinopteri; Scombriformes; Scombridae
Product: cone-rod homeobox protein-like
Exons: 3
Coding region: 637-1602 (321 amino acids)
Biological process (GO): regulation of transcription by RNA polymerase II
Molecular function (GO): RNA polymerase II transcription regulatory region sequence-specific DNA binding; DNA-binding transcription factor activity, RNA polymerase II-specific
Source: RefSeq, a predicted model, not a curated record